AUGGAGCUGGCGGAACAGAUUGACGAUUCGACAUUCUGCACAAUGAAUGACGAAGCCCCCACCAGAAUUAUGGGCACUUGUAAUAGCUCGCUCGAUAUUACCAUCGCUAGCGGUGGUCUGAUAAAUAGCAUAACCUGGCGACCUAUGCUAACUCUCGCAUCAGACCAUCUGCCCAUAAUUAUCUCGAUCGAGAAACUUCCCUACUUUAUUUCUGUGGACAACCGCACCUUCAUUAACUUUAAUAAAGCUAACUGGGUCGGCUUCACAGAAUUUACUGAGAGUACCUUCAACGCACUACCCAUUCCUACGGACGUCAUCGUUGGCGAGCGUCAAUUCCGCAAGGUGAUCGCUGCUGCUACCGCUCGCUUCAUACCGGCUGGAAGAAUCGCGGAACUCCGCCCAAAUUUCUCCGCCGAAGCAGCUGUAAUAGCAAACGAGCGCGACACCUUACGCCAUGCCGAUCCCUGUGAUCCCUGAAUAAGGAAUCUUAAUUUGGAGACUCAGCAAAUGGUAAACCAACAUAAGCGGACCAAAUGGGUGGAGCACCUGAAGUCCUGUAAUCUCUCCACCGGUGUGAGUAAGCUUUGGAAUACUGUGCGUAAAAAUAGCUUUGUCAGAGAACCGAUUUUAUCCAGCGCUACCAUAUGCGACUGGUACAACUACUGCCGAGAAGCUGUAGUAUUAUACCAAGUGGACCAUCAGGAGAAGUUGGGUAAAAUUGGUGGCCCUGGGAAAAAGGUACAAAUUGACGAAAGCAAAUUUGGAAAGAGGAAAUACAACAAAGGCAGGAGGGUGGAAGGUCACUGGGUGUUGGGAAUGGUGGAAGAUGACAGUGAGGACUUGCGGUUGGAGGUAUGUCCUGACAAUGUCAGGUCUGCUGAGGUGCUCAUACCCCUGAUUGAAAAACACGAUGCGUUGGGCACAAUCAUUUGUACCGAUUGUUGGAAGGCGUAUGAUUGCUUAUCAACUCACGGGUAUGAGCACCGUCGGGUAAACCAUCGCGAUCCUGACAAUCCGUUCGUUGCGGAAGACGGGACGCAUACCCAACGAAUUGAAUCCCAGUGGCGGAUAGAUCAUGGCCUGAACAAGAAGCCACCCUGCGAGAGGACGAUCCUCGUAGCGUUGGACUUGUCAAAAGCUUUUGACACAGUCACUCACACAACGCUACUUGAGGAGCUAGAACAAUCAACGCUCCCUCCAGGGCUGAAGCAGUGGACUAUGAACUACCUGAGCGGUCGGCAUUCAUCCGUACUGUUUCGAGGUCAAAACUUCAAACUUAGAAAAAUUAAACAG
Bactrocera oleae (olive fruit fly) is the source of this 1293-nucleotide messenger RNA. NCBI's taxonomy places the organism in Eukaryota, Metazoa, Arthropoda, Insecta, Diptera, Tephritidae. The record is from RefSeq and is a predicted model, not a curated record.